Messenger RNA from Phycomyces blakesleeanus NRRL 1555(-), 819 nucleotides. RefSeq lists its product as hypothetical. Gene Ontology annotation, biological process: proteolysis. Bases 1 to 819 code for a protein of 272 amino acids. Lineage: Eukaryota; Fungi; Mucoromycota; Mucoromycetes; Mucorales; Phycomycetaceae. The record is from RefSeq and is a predicted model, not a curated record. The transcript has 7 exons. Gene Ontology annotation, molecular function: metalloaminopeptidase activity.
AUGACUCGACGUCUAGUUCCAGAAUCAAUUAUAAAACCUCCUUAUGCUGAACAAGGAAUUUCUUCUGUGUGGAAUCCUGAAGUUCCUUUAAACUCGCCUCAAGACAUUGUUGGUCUUAGAAAGGCUGGCAGUUUAGCAAAAUCAAUCCUGGAUUUGGGUCAAAAGAUGUGCUUGCCAGGUACAACAACCGAAGAAAUUGACAAGGCUCUUCAUGCUAUUAUUAUAGCCAAAGGAGCUUACCCAUCCCCACUCAACUACUCUGGAUUCCCAAAAAGUGUGUGUACUUCAGUGAACAAUGUAAUUGCUCAUGGCAUACCAGAUGAGCGUCCUUUACAAGAUGGAGACAUCAUAAAUCUCGAUAUUACUGUAUAUCUAGACGGGUAUCACGGAGAUACUUCCGCUACUUUUUUAGUUGGUGAAGUUGACGAAAAAGGAAAGGCAUUGGUGGAAUGUACACGCGAAACACUUGAAAAGUCCAUAAAUAUAUGUGGACCUGGUGUCCCGUUUAAAGAAAUUGGGCGUGUUAUUUGUGAGCACGCUGAUAAGUAUGGAUUCUCAGUCUCUGAAGAAUUGUCUGGACAUGGCAUAGGACGUGAAUUUCACUGUCAUCCUCUUAUUUAUCAUCAUUUGAAUGAUGAGGAAGGCCAUAUGGAAACGGGUAUGUCCUUCACAAUUGAGCCUAUCCUUUGCCAAGGAUCCCCUAUGGGAAUAAUGUGGCCAGAUCAGUGGACAAUCUCUACAGUUGAUGGUGGUAGAAGUGCUCAAUUUGAACACACGCUGCUGGUCACCGAAAAUGGUUUUGAGAUUCUCACAAAGUAA